CAUAAGACAGUGAGAAGUGGGGCGCUGCGAGGGUCGAACUAAUCAAUUCCUCGUGCCGGUGGUCGUAGCCAUGGCGCUCUCAGUGGUAGUGGCUGCAGCCGCGACGGGAGGAGCAGGAAUUCGGUGCAAUUCCCUCGAUCUUGGUGCAGGGUUGAUGUGCCAUCGGAGCAGGUGGAAAGGGAGCGCGGGAGCUGUCGGUGCUAGUAAAGCGAGCCAUGGUUGGGAUUGUAUUGUGGGUAAUGUGACAAAGUCUAAGGUAAGCAGAAGGGCUGUAGCAGUGGGAGUCUCGGCCGGGACAGCAGCGUUGAUCGCUGGUGCAGUUGCAGCAGCUGGAGCACUGGCGGUUGCGUCCAUGGGAGGAAGAGAGCGCCCGUCGCAGCAGGCGAUUUUAGUUACUAGAAGGGGAAUGCAGCUCUUUGAGCAGGGUAAAGUAAAGGAGUCGGUCGAAAAGUUCGACGAAGCCAUGGAGCUGGAUCCUCGACAAAGGCCAUAUCUUUGGCAACGAGGGCUCUCUUUAUAUUACUUGGACAGGUUUGAGGAUGGAGCAGCUCAAUUUCGAGAAGAUGUUGCUGUAAACCCCAACGACACCGAGGAGGCUAUUUGGACGUUUUUGUGUGAGGCCAAACUGUAUGGUGCUGAGGAAGCACGGAGAAAGUUUUUGAUGGUUGGUACAGACAGUCGUCCAGUUAUGAGAAAGAUUUACGAAGUUUUCAGGGAUGGAAGACCAGUAGAGGAGAUUUUGCAAUCUGUGAGUAGCACAGGAGGAGCGGACUUCUUCUAUGCCAGCUUGUAUACGGGACUGUACCACGAAGUUUAUGACAACACAGAUGCUGCCCGAGAAGCAAUGGUAGCUGCCGUGCGGAGCCCUUACGGAUCAAGGUCAGGUGACUAUAUGGCAACUCUCGCUAAAGUGCACUGCCUCUGCCGGAACUGGGAGCUCGAAACGUCCUCGAACGCCUGACAAGUAGAGCUUUUACUGCUGUCAUUAAACUGGAAUUGAGCUGGUCAACUACUGGGAUGGAUUUCUCCACCAUAACUCUGAGUUUAAAUGCUAGUGCUAUACAUCCGUAGUUGUGUAGUACAUUGUUUUAAUAGCGAAAAUCUGGGGUGCAUCCAUUCUCGGCUGGUGUAAAGUGUACUCAAUAAAGAUUCAGUGCAGUGCUACUACAGACAUGCACUGAAAGAGCUUGUCACGUC
Marchantia polymorpha subsp. ruderalis is the source of this 1197-nucleotide messenger RNA. Lineage: Eukaryota; Viridiplantae; Streptophyta; Marchantiopsida; Marchantiales; Marchantiaceae. The record is from the annotation of a GenBank genome assembly.